UGCAGCAGCAGCAUAGCAGCAUGCUGCAAGGUUGCUGUGUUGACUGGUGCAGCCGCUAGGCCAGCCAGUUUUCGGUGCCCAUCUAAAUCGUUCGUUUAUAUUUGUGAAAAUUGUGUUUUCGGUGUGCGAAGGCGUUACAUCUUUGGGUUUUACUGGACAAUACAUCAAAGAUCGAGUCUCGCGCGCGGCCUGCGCGUCUGGACCUGCGGCAGGACGCGCUCACGGGCCGGGCCUCGAGGGUCGCGGAUGCGGAGGCCAGCAUGGUGUACGAAGUGACGAGGCUCCAGAGCAGCUGACCCGCCAUGAGCGGCGGGGGAAGGUCCAGCCAGCAUCCCCCCGAAGGGCUGGAGCCGGAGAGGGAGCCGGUGAAGUUCGACAUCCACUUGCGGGGCGCUCCGGAUGAAGUGGUACAGCUCGUCCAGAACAUCAAAGAUGUGGCGGAGCAGUUCCUGUACCACUGGAGGACGUUCCCCAUCGCCCUGCCCGCGCCGCUCAACGCCCCGGCGGCGGGCGGGGGGCCCCCGGACCCCUCGGAGGGGCCCAACGGGGGGGCGUCGCUGCCCCGGCGCGCCGCCAGGCCCCUUUACGUGCGCGACCUGUUCGUGGCGCCGUCCUUCGACGAGCUGGACGCCGUGGCGGUGGAUGGCAAGGGCGAGCCGCGCCGCCUGCACUGCAAGCAGCUCGAGUGCGUGCGCGAGCGCGGCUUGCACAAGGAUAAGUACGGGAAGCCGAAGAAACUGAGUGCCAAUCAGUUGGAGAAUAUUCGCCGUUGGGGGGAGUUCGAGGUGGACAGCCUGAACUUCCCCGGCCAGGUGCACCGGUGGCGGCUCAGCCAGCUGCUGCAGAAGGGCGUGGAGCGCAGCCGCGACGCGCUGCUCGACGACCUGGCGCGCGCCCUCCGCUUCCUGGUGGUCACGGCCAAGGGUCGGGUCGCCUCCCACUUCCUCAGCCUGCGGCACGCCGCGGGCGCCCUCCUGGCCGGCGUGCUCAAGCUCAUGGAUAUUGUCAUCGGUAUUCCGUCGCUUCAAGCUCACAACCUUGAAGCUAAAAUAAGAGAAGAGAGGUGGCAGUACUUGGUAGCAGAGUUGGUGUGUCGGCCGGAGUUCGAGGAGUCCCUGGAGCUGCUGUGCGGGUUCGUGCGUCGCCAGCUGCGGCGCGCCACGACAGAGAAGUUCGAGGUGGAGCGCGAGGCGUCGCACCCGCCCGUGCCCGUCCCCUACCUGUUCCUGACGCCCAAGGGCGCGGAGCUGGACCUGCGGCUGUUCAACCGCGACGUCAUGCGCCGGGCCGUGCCGCCCCUCGUGUCCAUCCUGGAGCGGGAGACGCGCGGCUGGUUCCUGCACUUCCGCGAGCGCCUCAUCUCCGAGCUGCGCGCCCAGAAGAUGCCCGACGAGGAGAUAGAGCAGGAGGUGAACCAGGCGGUGAUGAAGGAGUACCUGCAGAGGGUGUACAGCAGCAUACUGUCGCACCCCGACCUGCUGGCCCUGGGGGAGGGAGUCCCGCAGCUGCUGGUGCAGCAGGCGCAGUCGGUGGUGCUGAUGCACAGAGCUGUAGAGAAUCUUCAGAAGAAGCUAGCGAAGACCAAAGAAACACUUCAGCAGCGCAUCGAGUACAUGUAUCCUGUGUUGUCACGGAUCCGGCCGUGGAUGAGGGACAAAAUGAGGAACGCAGAGAGCCGCUUCAUCGAGGAGUGCCAGUGGAGCGCCCACGAGGAGGCACUGCUGCUGUGUGCCAGCCAGCACCUCGGCCAGACCGUGUACUUCCUCAACCGGGACCUCACCUUCAUGCGAGAGAGGGAGCCGGUGCUGCUGAAGGAGCUCCGCAAGGUGAAGACGCCGACCAGGAGCUUCCACUGGUCCACCCGCGUCUGGCUCCCCGGCAACUGGGUGGUGCGACGCAGCUUCCAGGGCGUGUCGGAGGUGAUCCCCACCGUGCACAGCGCCACCGCCACCUCCAUCACCACGCCGCGCUCCGACCCCAGCCAGCCAGUGUUUUUAGUGGAGAAAGAAGUGGUUCGUACGACGACCACCAGGUGGCCUAUGUGGAGGUGGAUCAACUACUGCCAUCGCACGUGGAGCUGGACUUGGAAUGCAAUGUUCUUUUUUGGGGUGGUUAUCCCGUGGUGCAGCCCGGCCAGCCUGCGCGCCCUGGUCUGCGUGGAGCCCUUCAUGCCGGACCUGGAGCUGUCCCAGGUGAACGGCACGCUGUUCCCCCGCAAGUCCUCGCUCACCCCCACGCUCUGCUCCCGGCUGCUGUCCCUGUGGAGGCACAUCUCCAAGUCCAGGACGCACUUCGAGACCAAGCCUGACACCGGGUUCAUCGGCAAGGGGUUCACGCGGCACGUGAACCGCGCGUGGAACUACUUGGUCAAGGGAGUCCUGGGAACUCUUGGCAUCGUGAUCGUGUUCCCGGUCGUGUGCGUUGUGGCUAGCAUCUGCAGCCUGCUUGUCGCCCUCACUGCCUUCUUGUGGAUGCCGGUGGUGACGCUCUGCCUGCACCUCUUCAUGCUGCUGAUCUGCGACCUGGACAGCCCGGACCCGUGCCGCAACAGGUACCUGAUCGUGCUGGAGGCCGUCGUGUGGAACGUGGGCGUGCAGGGCUGCCUGCAGCCGGUGUGCGCCGUGCUCGUGGCGUGCCUGGUGUGCCCCCUCGUCUCCGUCACCAUACUCACCGUGGGGGUGCUGCGGUACUGGCUGCGACUGGUCUGGGACGCGGCGGUGUUCCACCUGGUGAUCAAGAAGCGGGGCAGGAUCCCGGCCAGCGACAGCUGCAUGGUGAGGCGGAUCGCGGGCCCAGGGCUGGCCUCCAACUACUUCUAUCAGAUAAGGCCAGAGCAAGCAUUGGCUGCAUUUGAAGCGAAGAUGGAGUUGGAUGAACUGUCUGCAUACCAACACGAAAUGGAACAGAUGAUUUUGCAGCCACAAAAAGACUUCAGCCAGUUUGUGGAAGCGUGUUUCGGGCCCUUCUCGGCCCAGCUGUCCAAGUCGGGGCCCUACCUGUCCCUGGAGAAGGAGGCGCAGGACCUCAUCAGCGCCCUGCACGAGAAGCUGGAGCGACGCCGGCGGGACCUCCAGUCGGGGCUCGGCGUGGCGGUGCGCAGCAAGAUAAAGCUCACCACGAUCGAGCUGAAGAUGUCGAUCCAGCAGGCGGCACUCAUGCUGGAGCGCUUCUACCCAUCGCACGUCCUCCAGAGGCUGGCCCUGUCCGAGGAGGACUUCUGGGAGUCCAAGGGCCUGUCGGUGAACGACUGGGCCGGCCUGGCGGGCCUCAUGUACGCCGACAUCUUCAGCCUGGACUUCCUCACGCCCCUGGAGGAGGCCGACACCCGCUUCCGGCUGGAGCCUCACCAGCAGGUGGACCUGUCGCGCUACGUGGAACUGUUGGUCCACGGGGCGGAGCUGGGCGCGGGCGGUCCGGACCUGCUCGGGCCCGUGUACGCCCCCCGGGGCAACAUCCAGGUGCACUCCCCGUACCUGGAGGUGUCCGCGUUCAACCCUCGCUCGCGGGCCACGGCGACCGGCCGCAAGCCGGACAAGAGAGGGGAGACGGGUGGUGGCAACCCAGGCAGUCGAGCCAGACGGAGAACCAACUCGGAGCCCAGCGUGGCGACGCUGUGGCAGCCCUGGAAGCGGCAGGCGCGGCCAUACAACGCGGAGAAGCUCCUGAUCCCCCUGCCCGUGCCUCACCCCGCCCACAUCGCGGUCGCCAUCCACAACCGCGACAGCGACGACCCGAUACCCCUGGACUCGGAGCUGUGCCAGGACAUCCUGCGGGCGGUGGAGGACGCGCACGACUCCUCGCAGGAGGGCGUGUCGCGGUUCCGGGGCGGGGCGACGGGGGGCAGCCUCGACGCGGGCGCCGGCGACCGGGAGGAGGAGGGGUUCCGCUGGAGGGGCACCGACUGGGGGGCCCGGCGGCGCAACAACUCGGAACUCGUGAGGGUGGACCUCGCGUCACCCGAGGACGUCACCUUGGACACGGAUCUGACGCGCGUGAUGUUCAGUUCGUACGGGACGACCGUUUGAGCUUUUCUCAGAGCUCUGCUAAAUGACUCGGCGACCGUGUUAAAAUUAAGCUCCAAGUUUGCUUGCAUUAUUGUUAUUGACUCUGCAUUGAAUGUAACAUUUAAAAAAUUUUGAGAUGCUGCAAGUAGAGUAGCGAACCCAGUUGGUGGCUCCGUAAUUUGACCGACUGUCAGGGACCGUGUGAACCUAAUCCAUACAGGUGCGCAAUAACACAUCUUUAUCUUUCCUGACUGUAAUUGGCUACUUAAAUGCAUUAUGUUUGCACUGAGCAGAUUGGAGGAAUUAAUAGUAAGACCUAUAAUUAAAAAAAAAAAAUCAUGAAUUGUAAUCUAUUGGAGAUUAAAUUAUGUGUUGUGAUACGUAGAAGCAGACAGCCGAAACUGUGUGACUCUCCAAGUAUAUGUGCGACAUUUAAACAUGGAAAAUAUUUCUUUGUAGGUUACAAGGAAUUAAAUCAAAGAUAGUGCCAGAUUAAAAAAAAAAUGUUUACAUAAACUAUAGUUUUUGGUGAUUGUUUUGUAUUAAUACACAACAUAUUAUUGCUCUGUGAGAAUGGGCAUUAAAUCCACUUGUUACUGAGGUCAAGUGUUUUGACACGCAACAAAACUGUAGUCAAAUUAACCAUCAUACAUUCAUUAAGUUGAGGUUUACAGAAUACUUGUCACUUGUUCUGAGUACUUUGCGAACUGCUUUAUAUAGUAUCAAUGACCCUUAUUAGAACAUAAGAAAUAAUGACAUGAUAACAUUAAAAUGUAAUUAUGGUACUAUGGUACUAAUGCAAGCAAAUGUGGUGUCUACUGUCUCAUUACACAAAAUGUAAUUUUGUCUGUGCUUUUCUCAUCUAGACUGCUAGAAAAUUUUUUAUUUUGGUAGAUACACGUAAUAUGAAAUAUACUUUAAUAAGUUUAGUCCACAGCAAAUCACCAAAAGAAUUGCCACAUUUUUAUUCGUCAUAUUUAUUUUAUAUCUUUUUUUUCUAAGAGCAUUUUUUGUGAUAGAAAAUACAGAAAUAUUUGUAUAGUUACAUUUAACAUGUAACAAUUUUUUAUAUGUGUUGUUUUAUUAUAAAUUGAAUUUGUGGUUUGUUAUGUAUUGUGUGUAAAAUGUAUUAGUGAAUAAUAUAAAAAUUAUAAUUUCCCUGAAAUAGGUUUUUAAAAUAUAGGGCUUUCAUCUUUCUUAUUAAUGUUUAAUGAUGAAAUGUGAACUUUAAAUAGAUUAAAAAACUUAAAUUAUUAGCAAGUCGUAAGUACACUGCAAUGCUAAACCAAAGGAAAGUUCUAUUGCCAAAUAGCUAGGAUCCAAGAUGGAGCUAAGUGAACGUGUUUGCUUGAAUAGCAAAAGCUGCUCUGUUUUCUAAAGCUUACUUUCGGGGUAGUCUGUGGAUAUGCUAGUUUCUCAGUUGCACAUUACUCUCAGAAAACAAAGGUGAUUGAAAUUAUGUAAAGUUUUUUUCUUCUUCCAAAACUUUCCCCAUAAUAUCUUUGAGACAGUCCACAUAUAAUGAUCAUUGAAUAUUUAAACAAAUCAUCGCAGAUACAAGACAUUUUUGGCAUGAAUGGCUUUGGACGGGCACUCUAAAAUAAAAAAAUAAAAAGUUUAUUUAGGGCUGAAAUAUAUUUUCUGUUAAACUGGAUGGAUAUUGUUUUUUUUUUGUAUUUUUAUUUUAUUUCGUAAUGUGAAAUGCUGAUGUAAUUUGGUACCACAUUACUGAAUUCCCUUUAAAAUCUAGUUUCUGUAAAUCAGUCAAAAUAGGAAUUAAUACAGGGUGUCUACUAGGUCACGAAAGUCACGAAAAAGUCACGAAUGUUGUAAAAGGUCACGAAAGUCCCGAAAAAGUCACCACUGUUAAGUAUAUUUUGGUAAAAGUCACGAAAAAAAUAUUACAAGGCUAAUGUCUGUGUAUUUCUUGUGCACUGAUCUUGUAUAUACCAUAUUUUUUGUGCUUUUGGCAGCUUGCAUUUUCAGGAAAAAUCAUCGCUUAAGAGGCCACUCCAGUGUUUCAGGGGCACUACGCAACCCGCGUUAACCUCAUAAGAUUCAAUGCUAUUUUCAUUUUGCUUAUAACUUAUUAACUAAUAUAGAUUUAGAAAUGAUGCUUGCUUUAUAUGUAAGACAACGAUGCUCUUAUCAAAGCCCCUUUCUUCAAAAAUGUGCAUAAAUUAUGGUUCAAACCUAGACAAUACACUUAUGCAUAUUAGUAAAGAUUAGUAUAAAACCAUAAUUUAUGCACGUUUUUCAAGAAAGGGGCUUUGAUAAGAGCAUCGUUGUCUUACAUAUCAAGCAAGCAUCAUUUCGAAAUCUAUAUUAAUUAAUUAGUUAUAAGCAGAAUGAAAAUAGCAUUGAAUCUUAUGAGGUUAACGCGGGUUGCGUAGUGCCCCUGAAACACUGGAGUGGCCUAAGAUGUUCCCACACAAUACAUUUUCCCGUGUUUAACUAGGCCAGUCCCGCCAUUUUUGCCAUAAGACGUUUGCUUUAAAAUCCCGUUCAAAAUGUUGCUUACAGCUUCUAUUCUCCUACGUGCAACGUCAUAAUUUUCACAUAGAAUGCAGAGAAAAUUUUAAUAAUAGCGAUUUGCUCUUCUUUUUUUAACAACAAAAGUCCAUUAGAAUGCUGUGAAAACGUAAUUUAUUCAAUUCUUGUACCUUACACGCUUAAAAAAAGGAUGGUAUUCGUUCCGUGGCGGCCACGGCGUAGUCAGUUUCAGUCUUACUCUACAGAGCGCACAACGAUCGCACAUAAUCGAUUGUAGCUGUCAAGGCGUCAAUGCGCGCGACCUGCGUCCAUAUCGAUAAGUUGUUAGCCAAAUGGCGAGCGUUCAUAAUUGAACUUAUAGCGUUGAGUUCUUUUGUUUACUGCCUGCUUGUGUGUAUGAAACGGAAAUUUAUGUUUGGCUAGGAUAAAAGAAAGCCAAAAAUUUGUGCACAAAAUGUGUGAUGUAUUUUCAUGUUUCGGUUUUGUUAACGACUAUGUUUACAAAUUACAAAACACAAAAUCCCUAAAUUGCCGCCACAUUUUAUUUUCAAACUGAAAUCAUUGUCGAAGAGGUUAAAGUGCUACGGAAUGAAAUUGUAAUAUUUUCUAUGAUAUAAUGUGCUGAAAAUGUUUGCCAAUAAAUGUUAGUGUUUUAGCGCUUAAAGUGCGGCGAAAAUUGGCAUGCGGAAAAUUAAUUUUAUUCAAUUAAGUUUCAAACUAACAGUCAUUUGUAGGCUUAACUUAUGUCUUUUUUUUCAGCUUUAAGGCCUAUACAUUUUGAUAAAGAAAAGCAAACGUCCAAUUUUCCAUUUUAUUUUUUAUGUAAGGUAUAGGCUACACUUAAUUUUAUAACAUUUAAAAAUUAUACCAUUUUGACAAGUUUCGUGGUCACACUUCAGUAGAAAUUGUCAUGAAAAAGUCAAGAAAAAGUCACUAAUUUUUAUUUUUGUAACUCAGUAGACACGCUGUAAUAUUUAAAUUUGAUUGAAAUAUAUGUUACAAAUUGGGCCUGUGCAAAUAAUCAGAAUUUCAAAUAUCAAAACUAAUUAUUUAUAAUUCAUGUUAAUUUUUUUUUCCCUUAAAAUUCUUGCAAUUUGAAAUUACAGCUAUUCAAAUUUUAUUCUAAGUUUAUUGAAGCUAUUGGAUAUGACCUCAUGUAACUAUUGAUAGAGAUUGAGUUAAGAACCAUUUUUAUACAUUAAAAAUGUGUUCAUACACACUUUAAUAUGUACUGGGCAUAUUUUUAUUUGCCAUACUUUAUUUCCACAUGUACACUGUGAACUACAGAAUGACUUAAAUCCAGGACAGUAUGCUAUAUGGAAAAAUUUUUGUAAGUUAAAAAAAAACUAACAAUAAGCCAUUUUGCAAUCACUACAAAUAAAUCCUUAAAUAUUGGAACAAAACUUUUUUGUUUGUGAAAUACAUACUUAUUAGUGCCAUUUAUGAAACCUUUGUCAAGCAUUUGUUAAAAUCAAGAACAUAUUUUUAUUUUUAUGAUUCCAGCUAAAAUUAUGGUAUUCACACAAGCCUAUUAAAGUUAAUUUUAUUACUUUCUAUACUCUACAAGUCUACAGAGUUACGGUAGAAAACUUGUUUUGUGAAGUUAGUCAUAAACUGUACAGUAUGAAAUUUUAGAUACAGUUAUUUUUUAAAGCUUUGCAUUUAUACAAAAAAAAUUCUAAUAUUGCAUCUUUAAUUUUCAUUUAAAAAAAAGUAGGUUAUCUGCAGGAAGUUACCCAUAAAAAAAAUUAUAACUGGAGAAAAAAAAGUUUUUUUUUUUCUCGUAAAAAUAUAUUCUAAAAUUGUAUUCUGUAUACAAAUGUUUCCAGAAAUAAAAGUGUAUACUUUUAAA
Molecule: messenger RNA, 8349 nt
Organism: Bacillus rossius redtenbacheri
Lineage: Eukaryota; Metazoa; Arthropoda; Insecta; Phasmatodea; Bacillidae
Exons: 23
Coding region: 303-4025 (1240 amino acids)
Source: RefSeq, a predicted model, not a curated record